Leptopilina heterotoma is the source of this 1423-nucleotide messenger RNA. RefSeq lists its product as uncharacterized. NCBI's taxonomy places the organism in Eukaryota, Metazoa, Arthropoda, Insecta, Hymenoptera, Figitidae. The transcript has 3 exons. The coding region runs from base 304 to 636 and encodes 110 amino acids. The record is from RefSeq and is a predicted model, not a curated record.
AAACUACUAAUUGAAUUUCGUUUUAAAGAAUUUUAUUAUCAUUUUUGUAAAUAGUUGCUUGAUCUCUAAUAAUUUGUGAAUUUAAUGUAAUGGAAAUUCUAGAAAAAAAUAUAUAUAAUUAUAUUAACACAAGUAGUAGCUUGUAGUUGCUAAAAUUUUUAAAAAAUACCCAAAUAGCCUAAUUACAAAACCCAACGCAAAACGAUGUCAUUAGAUUGCACCCUUAUUAUUUUGUCUUUUUAACAAAAAUUUUUUUUUUUUUUUUACAGAAAUUCAUGUACCAGUAUCUACGGUAUUGACAUAAUGAAGAGAAAACGACAAUUGAGUUUAAAAUCAACAAAUGAAUCUCGUGAAGGACAUUCUACCAGAUUCUUCUACGGUAACUCACAGACACAAAAAUCUGACGAAAAUUUGACAUUUUCUUCAUCGUCAUCAACUCCAAAGACAGAAGAGGCAGAACAUCGAAAAGCAGAGAAGAAAACUUUUCGCUCGAGUGGAAUAUUCAGAUUAAAAUCACCAACUAGAUCUCGCGAAGAAAUGUCUACCAGUUCAAUUGGAAAGACUGAAAAUGUAAAAGCUGGAAUUCCGGAGAAACAAUCUUUUACUUCCAGUGAAAGAUUGAGUUUAAAAUGUUAGUGUUUAACAGAUGUAUUUUAAAAAUAUUUUUAUUUACAUGUAAAGUUAACAAUUGUAAUUUAUUUGUUUAUUCUCUAUUUUUUAGCAACAAAUGAAUCUCGUGAAGGACAAUCUACCAGAUUCUUCUACUGUAACUCACAGACACAAAAAUCUGACGAAAAUUUGACAUUUUCUUCAUCGUUAUCAACUCCAAAGACUGAGCAGGCUGAACCUCGAAAAGCAGAGAAGAAAACUUUUCGCUCGAGUGGAAUAUUCAGAUUAAAAUGUAAGUUUUUUAAAAUUAUUUUCUUCAAGUAUUUGAUUUAAAUUGAGGAAUUUUUUAAUUUGAAUUCUUUUGUUUCUUUUUAAUUUUCAGCACCAACUAGAUCUCGCGAAGAAAUGUCUACCAGUUCAAUUGGAAAGACUGAAAAUGUGAAAGCUGGAAUUCCGGAGAAACAAUCUUUUACUUCCAGUGAAAGAUUGAGUUUAAAAUGUUAGUGUUUAACAGAUGUAUUUUAAAAAUAUUUUUAUUUAUAUGUAAAGUUAACAAUUGUAAUUUAUUUGUUUAUUCUCUAUUUUUUCAGCAACAAAUGAAUCUCGUGAAGGACAUUCAACCAGAUUCUUCUACGGUAACUCACAGACAAAAAAAUCUGACGAAAAUUUGACAUUUUCUUCAUCGUCAUCAACUCCAAAGACUGAGCAGGCUGAACCUCGAAAAGCAGAGAAGAAAACUUUUCGCUCGAGUGGAAUAUUCAGAUUAAAAUGUAAGUUUUUUAAAAUUAUUUUCUUCAAGUAUUUGAUUUAAAUU